GCACAGGUGAGAUUGGAGGCACACAUGCAGGCCGUACAGCAGUGCAUGUGGGAGCCACUACCAUCCUAGCAUGAAAGCCGGGAGAAGAGGAAACUCGGGGCCAGAGCUCACAGCAAGUGCAGGUGUCGAUUUUCUGCAGCAUCAGCCCAACUGCACCACGGCGGAUUGUACGCUGAAGCGGAGUGGUGGCAUUGUACGCACAGAAAGCGAGGUCUGCGCCAACUCACAGGGAGCGAGGUCUGCUCGGGCAAGGCCAUUGCCUUCUCCAUCGCCAUCGCUGAAGCAUUUCUCUCCUGUGUCACCACGUGGUGGAACAGCAGCAGUGGGAAAAGGACAGGGAGAGGUAACGGCUGGGCGUAAUCUGACUGCAAGGAGGACGGAAGCAGCAGGGUUUGUGAGCAAGGAGUUGCCAUCAGUGGCAAAGCCAGCUAGUGGGGGUGUAAGGGGGCUCCGAGGGCCUGGAGCAGCUAGGGUGACCAGUCCGUCAUUGGCAGCCACAGGUGGCUUCACAGUGAAGGGAAGUAGUCCUUGCAAACCUACUGGCACUCGCAGAAAGUCGGAUGCAGUUGGGCAUGGAACACCGCGAGUUGGAUGCGGAAUUGGACGACAGGAUAUUUCACGAUGUCCACAGCGAUCCUCAUGGGCCAGUGGCCUGCCCAGCAGCAGUAGGCCCGUGGGAGGCACUGGUGCAGGAGGAGCAACCCAACAUCGAAGGGUCAAGGAGCCCGACAGGGAAGGAUGUGUGGAGGCAGGAGUCCAUGUUCGAACCUGGGCUGUACCGUCAGCUGCUGGAUCAUUAGCUUCACCAGCAAACGGUCACAUUGAUCAGCAGCAAGAGAUUGAGGGACGAGAACGAUUAACAACUGUCGAGCGAGUUUGCCAAGAGGGUGAAGGCAUCCGUAUUAGUGAUCCAUGUAGGCUGAACCUUGAUAGGGAUGUUGAUACUGAAUGUAGCGUGGUGCAAGUUGGGGGAGGGGAGGAGGAUGUUGGUGAGAUUGCUACUACUAGCCAGGCUUUUUCUGAUCCACCUCCAGCUGUGGGAGCGACGGGUUCCAGAGCUCUUCGGCGGCAAAGGCGUGGUGGAAGCAAGGUUGAGGCCGUACUGGGAAGGGAGUGUGAGGGCAGUGAGAACCUCACACUACAGUCCAAGCUUAAAGGUAUUGAGCCUUCCUCAUUAGGCUCCAGUGUUGGUAGUAAUGAUGAGCCUGAGGCAGCACAGAUAGUUCCGCUGGUUCUAGUUGAGGGGAAAGCUCCCCAACAACUCGGCAAUCGGGGGGAACCUGUUCGAGAUGCUCUGGCCACACAGGAAGUGCCGUCUGGUUGCAGACAUGAAGUUCCUUUUCUGUCCACCAAGCGUGUAGCUGGAUCAGGUCCCUUGAUCAAUGUGCAGGAGACACAGUUGGCUUCUGGCUCAGUCGGGUGGGAAGCUCCAGUUACUCUUACACCAGGAAUACAAGGUGCUACCUUGGUGGAUGACGGUUUCAGAAGGUCUUCAGGCUCUGUUGACAAUUGCAAUGGAACUCUUAAGGCAAGGAAGCCCAAAGCAGCUGAUGAAACAACAACGCGUCCGAAGAGAUUACCUACAGGGCAACUCAGUCGUUUGGAUGGCUGCCAUGAGAUAGGGAGCCAAUCCUCUUCAGCGCAAGGCUGUAUCUCCCUUGGUUCAGCCGCAACUGAUAGGUUCUCCACACACAGUCGGGGUCGUGGUUCUGGUGCUGUUUUGCCUCAUGCAGAACAAGAACAUGACCUUGGCACAAUUGAUAUUGAAUUGAAGCCACAGUUUGAGAAGGAACUCCUUUCUGCUGCUUCUGACGGAAAUCCUCAAAGCCACCUGACUCAGGGCCUUGUUCGUCUGGGUUGCCAUGAACAACAGCCAGUUCACUGUUUGGAUUUUAGUGUCGACACUGGUCUUCUGCAAAGAUCUUCCUUUGCUGAAUGGGGGGACCAGGCUCCCAUUCUUCCUGUAGACAGUGUUGCAUCAAAUGGAUCUGCCCUUGCCCAAGCUAAGGUUCAGUCUUGCAUCCAUUCUCAUGUUCAAGUCGAGAUAUUGCCUCACCCACCUGUGGGGUCUGAGGGGCCUGCAUCGCUAGAAAAGGCAACAACAUAUGGAGUCCCGGAUAAGAGCAUGUCGUAUGCAGUCGAUCUGGAGAGGAGAUCAGGUGCAGGAAUUAGUAUAGGUGGACUUGGUUUGGGUGAAAGAUUGACUGCCAGUGGGGCGGCGGUGUCAUCCCCAACGGCCCACAUUCCAGUAUUUCCAGGUGGAGGGAAUAGAUCUUCUGAAAGGCCACACUGUUCCCAUGUCAGUGGAGCACUUCAGUGUGCUGAUCGGAGGUUUCAGGUAGGGAAGGCCGAGGAAAAAGAGGGCAGGGUCGGCAAGGGUGAAAUCGAUGGACUGUCACACAAGGGCAGGGUUGCCUUGCCCAGGGAUCAUGCUCUAUUAUCCGUUACUGCCAAUUCUCUCGGCUAUCGGAUGGGUGACAACAACACUCGACAGUCUUACAGUAUGCCUUUGCCAGUGACUUCCCAGAAUGAAGUAGGAAAAAAACAGGAAUGGAGGCCAGAGGAGAGGGUUUAUGGACUAGACAGUGAAGCAGAGGGAGUGUGCGAACCUGAGGAAGGAUCGGGGGCAUUACAUGCUCCAAGUGGGGUGCGGGUAGAGGUGAAACUGCAGUCCAAAAUCACUCAGAGGCCCUCUCCAUCCAAUUUGUCAGGGAAAUGGCUAGCUUCCACCAAUGAUGACAUAGCUCCCCACGAGACGUCCACAACCACCACCCCUGUGCGGCGUCGUGUGCUGGGCACUGUGCAGCACCCUUUGACAGCAGUAAAACGACUUGGGAAAACUGCGGGUGAUUCAGUUGGAGAACUCGACCAGGGUCAGGUUGCAGCUUCUGGAGGAUCGCUGAGAGCAUCAAGAAUACCUGAGUCAAUGCACCCGCCAUGGAUGCAGUCCAGCAUGCCAGAAACAAGACACGAUAUGUCUCAAGAGAUUGAUGAUGUCCCUGAUGAUUCUCAGACAGGAAGGGGCAGUCUUGGUCCUGCAGGGGGAGAGGGCAACAGGCUUCAGAAGCAAUCAUCUUCCUUAAGUAGACCUUUGGGUGGUAAGCCAGCUGGUGUGGUGGAAACUGGAAUGGAACCGUAUCCAGGUCUUCAGGGAAUGCCCGGCUGUUUGUGUGGUCAACUGUUCAAGGGGGUCUGCCGCGAUGUCCGACUACGAAUCCCACAGUAUUUCAAAGACUGGCGUGAUGAUCACCCAGUGAACACUGUGAAAACAAUUAUUUACUUGCUAUUGAUAAGUAUUGUGCCAGCAUUGGCCUUGGGAAUGUACCUGGAGCUCCGGACAGAAGGGAAAACGGGUGUCAUUGAGGUUAUCUCCUCCAUCUCCUUGUCUGGGUUGCUGUUUAGCAUCGUGGGAGGGCAGCCACUUCUGAGGUUGGGUGUGAGUGCUCCCUUCUGCUGCUUUCUUGCCUUUGUCUACUCCUCUUCUGUUCGCCUCCACGUCGAGUUCUUGCCCUGGAUGGGAUGGAUAGGGAUAUGGGCAACCAGCUUUGUGAUCAUGGCUGCAGCAACAGACGGUUGCUGCCGCCUGAGCCAUGGGGUAACUCGUUUUACGUGGGAUGCUUUGCAAGUUUUCUCAUCACUGUGCCUGAUUUGGGACGGAGUUGCCUCCAUGAUUAAGACCUUUCACAAGUUGCCCUUAGGUUCAGCUGCUGUGGGCCUGUGGUUGGCUGGUUCAGUGACAGUGGCAACAAUUUUCAUUGGUGCGGCUGACCGUUGGCCCUUAUUCAAGCAGGCCUUCAGAGCUAGGCUGGCAGCUGCUAGUCCACUUAUUGUUGUGAUUUUCUUUACAGGUUUGUCAUAUGCUCCUCGACUUUCAAAGAUUGGACUGCCAAAUGUUGGUGUGCCGCAACGUGUUGGCUUCCUAGAUGGAGAGCGAAAGCUGGGAUCAUUUGUGAAGAUUAGCUCCGUCCCUGUGGGAAAGAUUGUAAUGGCCUCUGUUCCUGGCUUCUUCCUUGCACUGCUUAUAUUUGUCGAUCAUACAGUAGCUGCUGCUGCAGUACAGAACCCUUCCUUCAAUCUUCAAAAACCGACGGUUUAUCACUGGGAUCUGCUUCUCGUAGGAGGCAUCAUGCUGCUUUGUUCGGUCCUGGGGCUCCCAUUCUCCUACGGGCUAUUCUAUCAGAGCAUUGAGCAUGUGAGCGCUCUGUCGAUUACCGUUGCAGCAGGCAAUGAUGAGGAGGCUGCACAGGGUUGUCAGCAGAUUCUGUUUACGCACGAGCAACGGUUAUCAGGCUUCUUCACAUCGAUCUUGUUUGCUGGAGUUCUUUUGCCCAACGUUAGCAUGCCAAUUGGCAAGAUUCCUCAGGCAGUGCUUUUGGAGGUAAGGACCAAGUUGGUUGAUGAGGCCUAUGUCGAACAGCACAACUUCGGUACUUUUAGUAAGAAAGCUUUGGACAUAGAGGUAAAGCUGGGUUCCGCGCAUCAGGCAUCUCAUGAUGGUAGGAAGAGACUUCCCCAAGACUGGAAGAAGAAGGGUCAGUUGAUGUUCGUCGACCAUGAUGGUCAAAGGACGGAGAUUGACGAUUUCCCAGACCUUGGGGAGGUGACAGAGCAAGAUGGGGCUAGUGAGACUUCGGAUGGGGGAGUCGUGGCACCCAUCAAGGAAAAGGCUAGGGGGACCGGGAAGAAGAAGGUAGUACGGUCCACGGGUCAGGGCGACCAAGGAACACCGGCAUGGGUAAAACUUGGUUUAGAGUAUGAGGUGUGGAGGGACCGAGUUGCUAGGGGCACGUGCAUGAACUGUGGCAACUAUGGACACACGUCUCGAACGUGCCGAGGCAAGAAAGUCUUGACGAGGGUAGCCUCACCAACGGUGGUGGGACUUUCUUCGAACUCUGGCGGUGCUUCUGCGAGCACUUCGCAGGGGAACACCUCGGGCCAGUAGGAGUAUUUGCCGCUCUUACUCGCGCUGAAGUGGUAACGUUGCCUUCCCCACUUCAGGCGUUGGCCAAGGCU
This is a messenger RNA of Chara braunii, 5013 nucleotides long. Lineage: Eukaryota; Viridiplantae; Streptophyta; Charophyceae; Charales; Characeae. The record is from the annotation of a GenBank genome assembly.